Messenger RNA from Neopelma chrysocephalum (saffron-crested tyrant-manakin), 458 nucleotides. RefSeq names its product 5-oxoprolinase-like. The annotation marks the transcript as partial. The record is from RefSeq and is a predicted model, not a curated record. Gene Ontology annotation, biological process: glutathione metabolic process. Gene Ontology annotation, cellular component: cytosol. The transcript has 2 exons. Gene Ontology annotation, molecular function: 5-oxoprolinase (ATP-hydrolyzing) activity. NCBI's taxonomy places the organism in Eukaryota, Metazoa, Chordata, Aves, Passeriformes, Pipridae.
ACCCCCCCGUACCCCCCUCCAGGUCCGGUCUGUACGUGGUCGGCCCCGAGUCAGCGGGAGCCCACCCAGGUCCCGCCUGCUACCGCAAAGGGGGUCCCCUGACGGUCACGGACGCCAACCUGGUGCUGGGCCGGCUGCUCCCCGAGUACUUCCCGCGGAUCUUCGGGCCGGGCGAGGACCAGCCCCUGUGCCGGGACACCGCCGUGGCGGCUUUCCGGGACCUGGCGGCCACCAUCGGGGCCUUCCAGAGCGCCACUGGGGGCACUGGGGACGCUGCCACCGGCUCCGACACCAGCGCCGGCUCCGGUGGCACCGGUGGCACCGGUGGCACCGGCUCUGGUGGUGGCACCGGCUCUGGUGGUGGCACCGGUGUCGCCCCGUCGGUGGAGGAGGUGGCCCUGGGCUUCAUCCGGGUGGCCAACGAGGCCAUGUGCCGGCCCAUCCGCGCCCUCACCCAG